AGCAUUCAACACAGCCAAUCAUUGUUAAUCCAGGUGUUCAUGAUCUUGAGCUCAAAGUUGAUCAAGUAUCUAAGCUACGAGACAUUGCUAACGAAUUGCAGGACAAGUUUGAUUAUCUCGUUCUUGCAGUGAAAAAGUCACUUGAAAAUAAUUCCAUUGAUAUAGAAGAUGCAAAAAUGUUGAUACAUGGAUGCUUAAAGAGAAAAGCUCGUGUUGUGUCUCAGCUGCUACCCUGCAUUAAUAUUCUUAAGAAGGUUAACGAUUUUAAAAGUUUUUUUGAGUUUCUAAGUGAAUAUGAUUUUAUUGGUUAUCUCAAUUACAAGCUAUUGAAGAAAUUAUCUAAACUAGUUAAAGAUGAUAAUGAGAUUAACAGGUAUUUUGUUGAAUACGAAAAAGAAUAUGCCAAGUUAUUGAGUGCAGCUGCCUUUCAAGAAUUUAUACCUUUCUUUGAAAAACAAUCAGACCUGUCUCCUACUGCUCCUCUUGGCUUACCUUAUGUUUCCUUUUGUGUUGAAAAACCUGAUUCAUUCACCAGUGCUCAUGAUUGCCUCUCAACCUUUGAUGAGUUCUCAUGGUCACAAGAUAUGUUUUUAAAACAAUUACAAAAGAAAUGCAUUAUCAUCACUUAUGCCAUACUACCAUAUGUUCUUGAUGAUGUCAUGAGAGAUCUCAAGGAUCCAGUGAUAUUGAAGAAGCUAGAGGACAAUGAUAUUAGAGUAGUUGAAUUACCACAAGAAGAAGAAGAUUUUGAGGGUAAGAAAGAAGACCCACAGAUUGAAUCCACUGCCGCUAAAAUAGAACCAAAGGUUGAUGCUUCUUCAAUCAUGCAGACCACAUCAUUGGAGGGAAAAAUUUCCACCACAAGCACUACUACUUUGAGGCCCGAGACUGCAUCAAUUGGGAAAGAAGUGAAAAGUUCCAGUCUGGGAAGAGAUUUAAUCAAGUCUAUAGAAUCUGAUACUAAACCUGAGGAGGUUAUUGGUCUACUUGAAGCUGGAGCUGAUCCUAAUGUUACUAAGCAUUCAUUUGGUGGCACUCCUGCUCUUAUUAUGGCCAUUGAAAAAGGUAAUACUGAUAUUGUUAAAUUGUUACUGGAGAAAGGAGCUAAUCCCAAUGCUACUAAGUAUAAAUCUGGUAGUAAUCCUGCUCUUAUUGUAGCCAUUGAGAAGAAUAACAUUGGAGUUGUUGAUGUGCUACUUGAAAAAGGAGCUGAUCCUAAUAUUGGUUUUGAUACUUAUAAAGGUACUCCCUUGCACCAUGCUAGUGAAACUGGGGAUGCUAAUAUUAUCAAGUUAUUAAUAACUAAAGGAAAUGCUGAUGUGAAUGCCGUGGAUGAGAGGAAAAGAACUCCUUUGUUUCAUGCUAUUGAGAGUGGUAGUGUUGAAGCUGUUGAUAUUCUAUUAACUAAUGGAGCUAAAACUGAUGUUGUGUCUGAAUAUGAUGGUACUCCAUUACACUGUGCUAGUAAAACUGGCAAUGCAAAUAUGAUGCAAUUAUUAAUAACUAAUAAAAAAGCUGUUGUGGAUGCUGUUGAUAAGAGGAAGAGAACUCCUUUGUUUAAUGCUGUUAAUAGUGGUAGCAUUGAAGCUGUUGAUAUUUUAUUAACUAAUGGAGCUAGAACUGAUGUUGUGUCUGAAGAUGGUGAAACUCUGCUACAUUGUGCUGGUGAAUCUGGCAAAGUUGAAAUGCUUGAGUUUUGGAUUAAGAGAGGAGAAUAUGAUGUGAAUAUUCAAGAUAAAAGGAAGAGAACCCCGUUGUUAAAUGCUGUUAAGAGUGGUAGUGUUGAAGCUGUUGAUAUUCUAUUAAUUAAUGGAGCUAGAACUGAUGUUGUGUCUGAU
Messenger RNA from Amphimedon queenslandica, 1838 nucleotides. Its product is annotated as tankyrase-1-like. The annotation marks the transcript as partial. The record is from RefSeq and is a predicted model, not a curated record. The transcript is spliced from 15 exons. Gene Ontology annotation, molecular function: protein binding. Lineage: Eukaryota; Metazoa; Porifera; Demospongiae; Haplosclerida; Niphatidae.